Ascoidea rubescens DSM 1968 is the source of this 546-nucleotide messenger RNA. RefSeq lists its product as uncharacterized. The coding region runs from base 1 to 546 and encodes 181 amino acids. NCBI's taxonomy places the organism in Eukaryota, Fungi, Ascomycota, Saccharomycetes, Ascoideales, Ascoideaceae. Gene Ontology annotation, molecular function: DNA binding. Gene Ontology annotation, cellular component: nucleolus. The transcript is spliced from 2 exons. Gene Ontology annotation, biological process: rRNA processing; negative regulation of transcription by RNA polymerase II. The record is from RefSeq and is a predicted model, not a curated record.
AUGGUUAGUUUUUCAUGCGAGGUCUGCAAUGAUACUAUUAUCAAGAAAAAAUUAGAUAAUCACAAGAGAAUGUGUUAUGGCGCAUAUUUCACUUGUAUUGAUUGUUCAAAGACGUUUGAAGGAAACGAUUACAGAAAACACACUAGCUGUGUAACCGAAGAUGAAAAGUAUCAAAAGGCUUUAUAUAAACCAAAGAAAAAUGGAAACAAUAUCGGGAGCAGUAACAAUAACAAAACCCUGGCACUGAAAACAAAUAUCAAAAAUGCAAGCAACACUAUUAAUAAUAAUGAACAGGGGAACAAGAGUAAACAACUGAUAAUAGAGGAAUUUUCUAAAAAAUCAAAAAAGCCAAAAUCCAAGCAUGCUUCAAAACCUGAUAAUACCUUGGAUAAUAUUACCUCAUUUGUUUCUUCUACUAAAAAUGAAUCGUUGUAUAAGAUAAUCAAAAAAAUCACAAAAAAAAACAAAAAAGAAAACAAAAAAUCCAUACUUAAAAAAUUGAAAGUAAUCAAAAACACAGAUGGUUCACUAACUAUCUCUAUUUAA